CCUCACGUGACAGAAUUGCCCGUGCACAGAGACACCGGCGGCAGCAGCAGAAACAAUGUCAGCCUCAGAGUUGUGGAAAUACUUCAAAAUUAAUGAUGACCACACACACAUUGCGAACUGCAUGCUCUCAAUCACAAUUCGUUAUCGAUUAGUGAAGGCGGGAUAGGCGGAAUCGCGCUGAAUGACACAGACCUCUCUCUCGCGCGCGAUCCCAGUUCUCUCAGACAGCGCGCGAUCAGUUCUCCUUGCGCCUGAAUGGUCAAAUGCACACAUAGUUGUCAAAGGCCACGUUCACACUGUCAGUUUUUGGGAUUGACAACCGCAUUUACUUACAGGUGUGAGUCUUGAAAUGUCUCGUUCACACAGCAACUUACAGUAGCGUCUGGAACACUGCCUGUAUGAACGUGCAACGAGAGUCAAGCCCGUAUUCUCUUACUAGUAACCAUAACGACAGUGACCAACGUAAUAUUAAAGAUGGCGACGUCCAUAAAACUGAAAAGUCUCAUCACUUUUGACAUGACAAGAGACCAACUGAACCGCGAGUGUAUCCAUUCAAACUUCAUUAACCAACAGCAGCAUGUAAACACGUGAUAGCCGGAGUGUUUAACCGUUGCACUAGCGUGUCACAUCCUUUGAGACGUCUCGCGCAUGACACGGCAUUUGAAUUUGGAAAAGAAACACAAAACUGACGCUCCGGUGGAGAACAGUGACUGGAUCUAACACCUUAAGAUGACGCACGGCUCGUAUCUCUGUUGAUGUAAGUUACCGAAAGCGAAACCACACACAAAACACCUUAGAAGAGCGGUAUGAUGUGAGAAACAACUAGUCGUCUAGUCCUGUUCCGUUCACACAGCGCGAAUAUUCCGAGAAUGCGGUUGUGAGUCCUGAGAAUUUAAGGGUGUGAGUUCGGUUAUAGAAUGCGGUUGUCACACCCGUAAAUAACCGUACGGUGUGUGAACGUAACCAAAAUGUCCAUCGUAUGGAGUAUCUCACGUAAAUACAGUCGGUUAUGGCUUAAGUGGACGUAAACAUUUGGGUGAAAACGGUAUGUGUCAGUAUCCAUGGAUUCGGUCUUAAACUGACCGUAGCCUAUAUUUGUCAUUGAUGUUAAUAAAACAACAAAAAUAUGUUAAAUAAAUGUAUACAUGGUAAAUAAACCUACUGUAUCUGAAAAACUAUUUUUUUUUAUUUUAUUUGUAUCUCUAUAGUAUUUGUUGUAUUGUUUAAUUUGUAAAUUUCUUUUUAUAUAACAACAAUUAUUGGUAAUUAUUCCCUUUGAAGGUUAUUGGAUACUGUGAAAUUUUUGUUCUUUAAGUUUGUGACAAGCACAUAAAAAUUAUUACUUUUUUCAUUAGAGUAAUAAUAAAGAAGCUGUCCUACAUUAAUUAGUCUCACUGUGUUGUGCUUGGAAAACGGCAACAUCAAAAAAAAAAAAAAAGAGAGAGAGAGAGAGAGAAAUUAAUAAACGUAUAAGUAUCUGCGAGUACUAGGAAAAAAGUAUCGGUACUCGUACUCGGUCCUUAAAAUGGUAUUGGUGCAUCCCUAACUGUAAUCAUGUGACAAAAAAAAAAUAAGGAAAAGUACUGAUAACUGUAAUCUGAAAAAACUAAAUGUUUCAGUUUCACUGGGAGAUUUUCUCUUGAGGUUUUGCAGUUUAACCGCUUGGCUUGAUUAUCAUUUAUAUUGAGUUUCUUUAGUAAUCACUAAUAAAUGCAACUUAAACUAUUUUUGUUUUCCUCUGAAACAGACAUUUAUCACUGAACAGACCGACGAAUAUUGCAUUUGGGCAAAUGCCUCACAGCACUAAAUGUGAGCGAAGCGAAACUUACUCUGUUACUAAAUGUGGAAAAAGGAAAUGGAAGAUAUGAGUAAGUUAGACGUGGUGGAUAAGGAACUUACGAACUUUACUACUAUGGUGAAGGUGAUGACUAUGAAUAUUAACAAACGUAAUGUUACGUAAGCCUCUGGAAGUAGAUACUGAAUUGUUGACGUUAGAAAGUGGGCGGUAAUCGGGGGUUGCAGUCUUUUCGUGCGGUGUAGCAGUGGCUUAUGAAUAUUAAGUAGGUGACGCGCAUCCUUUAAGGUGACGCAAUAAAUAUUAAUGAGCCAGGCAUUCUUCGCCAUUAGUACGAUUCGUGAAGGCUGGUGGUGGUGAUGACUAAAAGUAAAAGAAGAAAACAAGACCACCAUCACAAGUGACAGCCACAAGCAGGAAAUUCUCGCGUUCAAGAACCACGUAAAGCAAUAUAGAGCUGACUAAAAAAAGAUUUACACAUUAAAGAAGAAAAAGAUAAUAAAUUCAGUUAAAACACGGAGGGUUCUUUAAAAUGUCUGGAGCAGAGUUUGACAGGGAGUUUCUGUACAACUUACCCGCGUCUGUUAUGAGUCACUUUACACGGGUUAUGGACUCACUUUCACACUCAGACUGGAUAUUAUUUGCUUCACAUGUAAUAUCUGAUCAGACUGAACUACGCCUUUUGGAGCAAAGCCCCAGACGCACAGACAUCCUCAUGCACAAAUGGGGCUGUCGUAACGGGACGGUUGGAGAACUGGUGCAGAUUCUUGAAGGCUUGCAGUGGUUUCGGCCCCGUGAUAUCAUCCUUGGAUGUAGACGUAUACCGCAGUCUCGUUUGGAGCGGCGGUCACCUUCACCGGUGCCACCAGCCACGGCAUGUCAAACCAGUACAGUCAGCUUUAUCAAAGAGUUUCUCCCUGUCCACGAAAUCAGGCCUCUACCGAAGCCUAGCCCUCCACCACCCGAUCUGGACUCCAUCAAUUCAAGAACCUCAAAUAUAGCCGAAAAGUGCCCAUGUAAGAACCAGGUGGAUCCCCCGCCUCUUUACUCCACUGCGAUGAGUUGGCCGUUUGAAGAAAUACAGAGAGGCACAUGCAAUUUUUCCCCGUGCAAGCAGAUUGGAGAAGGAGGUUUCGGGCACGUGUAUCAAGCUGUGAUGAGAAACACAGAGUUUGCUGUGAAGAAGCUGAAAGAGGACUCUCAUUUGGAUUGGGAUGUCGUGAAGGAAAGUUUCAGAACGGAAGUGGAAAAACUUUCACAAUACAGGCAUCCCAACAUAAUGGACUUUGUUGGCUACAGUAUAGACAGACAAAUUUAUUGUCUCAUAUAUGUUUAUAUGCCGAAUGGCUCUUUAGAAGACCGACUACGCUGUGAGGACAGCAUCGCCCUCUCUUGGUUACAGCGUGUAAAUGUGUUACUGGGCACUGCAAAAGCUAUUCAAUACCUGCAUUCUUGCUCACCUGCACUUAUUCAUGGAGAUAUCAAGAGCUCUAACAUCCUUUUAGGGGAUCACCUGGAGCCCAAGCUGGGGGACUUUGGUUUGGCGCGUUUCUGUCGGAGCCCCAGCAAAACCCCAGGCAAGACGUCCACUGUGGCUCACACUGCAACGGUACGAGGAACUCUCGCAUACCUCCCAGAAGAAUACCUGAAGGAUGGACAGCUAGGUGUGGAGAUCGAUGUCUACAGCUUUGGAGUGGUCAUGCUAGAGGUACUUACUGGACGGCAGGCUCUUGAGGUCGAUGGCCAGUCGAAAACUGUUUACUUGAAAGAUCUGGUUAAAGAGGAAGAAGAUGAUGGGAGAAGCUUCAGCAAAGGGAAGCACUCACGGGAGCUGUCCUAUGUUAACGCAGCAGAGAACAUCUGCAGGAAACAUCUGGAUCCACAAUUGAUGACUAAAGACACAUCUACCCCUCAUGGAUCAAUGGAAAUUUCUCAAAUGGCAUGUCGAUGUUUAGAACGACGGAGGAAGAAGAGGCCUCCUAUGACGGAAGUGUUUAAAGCACUUCAAGAUGUGCAUUCAGGGUUGAAGACCUCUGGCAGAUCGACCACGGUCAGAAUAUCUCCUGCAUCAUCUCAUCCAUCCACCCCUGAGCCUCUGCGCUCCGACAACAGCUCUCUGGACUCUCUCGCCCAUCAGUUCUCCAAACUCCACCCUCAAGAGAACACGUACCCCUGCCUUCAAAAGCCUACCUUUCCCACUUUGAACUCUGUAAUGACUCAGUCUAGCUGCUCAGUGUCAGAGUUAAAUGCUGAAUCAUGGGCUUCACAGUCCUCUGGCAUGCCAUGUGAAUCAGAUGAGAGUCAAGGCUUUUCUCAAUACUUGACAAGUCACUGUAGCAGACCUCAGUCGACAUCAUGUGGGGCCUGUGGUGUUCAGAGCACUGAAAUAAGCAGUUCUUUAGAGGAAAACCCAUCACAGUCCAGUCCGAAUGGAGAUUUUUCUGACCAGAAAGCAUUUAUCAACCCCGUAAGGCAGCGACUGGUCCAGAAAAUCGAGCUUUAUGAAGAGGGGAGGAUUUUAACUUCUGAUCUGCUAUCAUCAGGCAACUCAUUAUACCGAGGGAUGAACGCUCAAACAAGGGAGCCAGAAGAGAGUGAUGAGUUUGCAAGUGAGACAUCUGGACCUGCUGCAGUUUAACACUGGAUGUUUGGAAGAAAGUGCACAACAGUUGUUAAAAUAUUAUUCAAAAUAUUCAUUAAUUUCUUUAUGGUACUUUUUUUUACGGUUAUGGUAGAAAAAAUACCUCCAUAAAUACCUCGGCCAAAGCUUUUUUGUUUGUUUGAUGGUAAUAGCAAGUGAAAAGUGGUACAGAUAAUGAAAGCUCUGAAGUUGUAAACCUGUGAAUCUUGACUGACAAGUCAAAGGCAAAGAUAUAAAAGUGCAUAAUUUAUUGUUAUACGCCUGUUAUUUUGGCGAUCAAAUGUCUGUCUGUUGUUUUUGGCUUAGUUUUCAGAGGCAUAUUGCUUUUAAUAGCAUAAAGUCAAGUUUAUGGAUUAUGGCCAAAACACUUACAUGUAUGAGAGUACUAUUUAACAUUAAUGACUAAUCUUCUAUGGUACUAACUGGUGAUUGUUAUAUAAAUUGAACUGAACAUUUAGCCCGUGCAAUUUUCAUUAUGCACAAUUUAUUUUUAUUUUUAAUUGUCAGCAAAACUACAGCAAUACCGAAACAGCUUUAUUUGAAACAGUUUUUGUUUCUGUCAGAGGCCUAUUUAGCCCGUUGCUUUUUAAAGGUCCGUGUAUUUCCCGUUUCUCAAACUGUUCCAAAAAGCUUCUCUUUUUUUUAGUCUUAAUUUUGUGAUUGGCAGAAUCUAAACUGAAUUCUUGAUUUUGCUUACGUUAUUGGUUAUUGUAUACACACUGACUUGUAAAAUGUUUUACUUGAAAAAUUGUUCUCAGAUGAAUCUAUUUAAUCUGUUCUUUGGAAAGAAAAAGUUUAGGUCAUUAAUCAAAACACUGGGUUUUUGUCAAUGGAAUACAACUCCCAUGUGUGUUGUUGAGUGUUUUAUAAGCAUAUACUAUUUACAUGAAUCUGAUCAUUUUUUCAUGCAGAGAUCAUGAAUAUUAGAGAAAUCAUCAUGUUAGAGUUAAAGGAGAAAUGACUGUGUUUACCAUAGUUACAUGUUAAAAAUAUUAUAUAUUUUACCUUAUUUCUGUAUGUAGGCUAUAUGUUCUAUAAUGUAAGUUUAUAUGUCCUAAGGGUUGAUUUUUAUUAAAACUAACAAAUUUCCACCUUUUUAUAUUUUUAUUGUAUGAAGAUCACAAAACUUGCUAACUUUUUUGUGCCUUAAUAAUUUAUUUUUGUCCCCUUGUCCCAGACCCAAACUUUCAAUGUGUCAAAACUAUGUUGUUAUAGUUUUAAACAUGUAAUUCUCUAAACAUAUUGAAAUAAACUAUUUCAUUAUU
Molecule: messenger RNA, 5701 nt
Organism: Ctenopharyngodon idella (grass carp)
Lineage: Eukaryota; Metazoa; Chordata; Actinopteri; Cypriniformes; Xenocyprididae
Gene: irak1
Product: interleukin-1 receptor-associated kinase 1
Exons: 14
Coding region: 2328-4433 (701 amino acids)
Biological process (GO): protein phosphorylation; signal transduction
Cellular component (GO): plasma membrane
Molecular function (GO): protein binding; ATP binding; protein kinase activity
Source: RefSeq, a predicted model, not a curated record